Messenger RNA from Sinocyclocheilus grahami, 4158 nucleotides. It is a transcript of the gene pde6b, whose product is annotated as phosphodiesterase 6B, cGMP-specific, rod, beta. The transcript has 31 exons. The coding region runs from base 445 to 4020 and encodes 1191 amino acids. Gene Ontology annotation, biological process: signal transduction. The record is from RefSeq and is a predicted model, not a curated record. Lineage: Eukaryota; Metazoa; Chordata; Actinopteri; Cypriniformes; Cyprinidae. Gene Ontology annotation, molecular function: 3',5'-cyclic-nucleotide phosphodiesterase activity; protein binding.
AGGCUUCUGGGCGAGGAGACAUAGAGGAACAAAUCAUAUGAUUGUGCGUUAGCACUCACAUACUUUAUGAUUGUAUAGCUUUGACUAUAAAACUGUCAUUAAGAGCAUCUCUUCUCUUUCCCAGGACGCAGAGAGCGUUCAGAGGAGGACGUCGUUCGGUUUCAGCUCUGGGCUCAGGCUUUGAUGCAGGUCACCUGAUCAGUUUUACUAGAGCAGAUCCUGAUUCACCUUCAACACUAUUAGGAAAACACCUUGCUGAUGACAGCUAGAUUGGACACGGGUUGCCCCUGCUGUGGCAGGCGUCUCAUCUCACGAUUCUUCAUUUUCUUAACUGUUUGAGGAUUAUAUGCUGUAAAUAUUCUGUUUUUGUCCUGAAACCUCAUUUGAACUCUCAUUCCUUGGCCAUCACCUGCCAGUACUGGGAUUGAGGCAGAAGAUCCCAAGAUGAGUGUCAAAAAGGAAGACGUGGAGAAGUUCCUGGAUGGAAAUCCAGAUUUUGCCAGGAGCUAUUUUGACAAAAAGCUCAAACCUGGUGCCGUGGCCUCGAUCAUGCGAAUACCAGAGUCGAAAGUGGAUAUGGACAGUUUUAAGGACAUAUGCUCGGUAGAGGAGGGAGCACUAUUCUACGAUCUCAUUACAGACAUGCAGGAGAACGUCAAUAUGGAGAAGGUGAUUUUUAAGAUUCUGAAGCGGAUCAGCGCUCUGAUCCAUGCCGACCGAUGUAGCCUGUUCAUGUAUCGACAGAGAAACGGCAUCGCUGAGCUGGCUACACGUCUCUUCAACGUUAAUGAACAUUCUGAGCUCGACGACUGCGUGGUGCCUCCAGACUCUGAGAUCGUCUUCCCUCUGGACAUCGGUAUAGUAGGAUAUGUGGCUCAAACCAAGAAGCCCAUCAAUGUGAAGGAUGUUACACAGGUACAAAGGAAAACAUUGCUGUACACAGAUCAGACAAACUUUCACAGAUCUCCAUCUGCAGAUCAUUGGGCUUUGGUUAGUGGAUUACCUACAUAUGUAGCAGAGAGUGGAUUUAUUUGCAACAUCAUGAAUGCAGCAGCAGAUGAAAUGUUCAAAUUUCAGACGGAAGCUCUGGAUGACAGUGGAUGGACCAUCAAGAAUGUGCUGUCCCUGCCAAUUGUCAACAAAAAGGAAGAAAUUGUUGGUGUUGCAACUUUCUACAACAGGAAGGAUGGCAAACCAUUUGAUGACCAUGAUGAACAACUCAUGGAGGCUUUGACACAGUUUCUGGGCUGGUCGGUCCUCAAUACAGACACCUAUGACAAAAUGAACAAGCUGGAGAACAGGAAGGACAUUGCCCAGGACAUGGUGCUGUACCAUGUCAAAUGUCGAGAUGAUGAGAUUCAAAACGUCCUUAAAACAAGAGAAUAUUUUGACAGAGAACCAAGAGACUGUGAGGAGGAAGAGCUUUUGGAGAUUCUGAAAAAAGAGCUGCCUGGCCCGAAUAAGUUUGAGAUCUACGCAUUCCAUUUUUCAGACUUUGUCUGCACUGAAUUGGAUCUUGUAACGUGUGGGAUCCAGAUGUACUAUGAAGUUGGAGUGGUUAAAAAGUUCCAGGUCCCUCAGGAGGUCUUGGUGAGAUUCAUGUACUCAGUCAGCAAAGGCUACAGAAGAAUCACCUACCACAACUGGCGCCAUGGCUUCAAUGUUGGGCAAACCAUGUUCACUUUACUCACGACAGGCAAACUAAAGCGGUAUUACACCGAUUUGGAGGUUAUGGCCAUGAUCACUGCCGGCUUCCUGCAUGAUAUCGACCACAGAGGCACAAAUAAUCUCUACCAAGUGAAGUCCCAAAAUCCUCUAGCCAAGCUGCAUGGAUCCUCCAUUCUAGAGAGGCAUCACUUGGAUUUUGGCAAAUUCUUGUUAGCCGACGAGUCAUUAAACAUCUUCCAAAACCUCAACAGAAGACAAAUGGAGCAUGUCUUACACCUCAUUGACAUAGCCAUUAUUGCAACUGAUCUUGCCUUGUACUUCAAAAAGAGAACGAUGUUCCAGAAAAUUGUUGAUCUCUCUGAGACAUAUGAAGAACAGAAGAAAUGGGUGGACUUCAUGUCUCUUGAAACAACAAGGAAAGAAAUUGUAAUGGCCAUGAUGAUGACAGCGUGUGACCUCUCAGCUAUCGCAAAACCAUGGGAGGUGCAGAGCAAGGUCGCCCUCUCUGUGGCCGCUGAAUUCUGGGAGCAGGGUGAUCUUGAGAGGACUGUUCUUGAGCAACAACCUAUCCCCAUGAUGGACAGGAACAAAGCCGCAGAGCUGCCAAAGCUUCAGUGUGGUUUUAUCGACUUUGUCUGUACAUUUGUCUACAAGGAAUUCUCUCGUUUUCACCCCGAGAUCCAGCCAAUGUUUGACGGCAUUCUGAACAACCGAAUGCAUUGGAAAGAGAGGCAGGAAGAAUAUGAGGCAAAACUAAAGGCAAUGGAGGAGGACAGAUCUCCACCUGCAGAUCAUUGGGCUUUGGUUAGUGGAUUACCUACAUAUGUAGCAGAGAGUGGAUUUAUUUGCAACAUCAUGAAUGCAGCAGCAGAUGAAAUGUUCAAAUUUCAGACGGAAGCUCUGGAUGACAGUGGAUGGACCAUCAAGAAUGUGCUGUCCCUGCCAAUUGUCAACAAAAAGGAAGAAAUUGUUGGUGUUGCAACUUUCUACAACAGGAAGGAUGGCAAACCAUUUGAUGACCAUGAUGAACAACUCAUGGAGGCUUUGACACAGUUUCUGGGCUGGUCGGUCCUCAAUACAGACACCUAUGACAAAAUGAACAAGCUGGAGAACAGGAAGGACAUUGCCCAGGACAUGCUGCUGUACCAUGUCAAAUGUCGAGAUGAUGAGAUUCAAAACGUCCUUAAAACAAGAGAAUAUUUUGACAGAGAACCAAGAGACUGUGAGGAGGAAGAGCUUUUGGAGAUUCUGAAAAAAGAGCUGCCUGGCCCGAAUAAGUUUGAGAUCUACGCAUUCCAUUUUUCAGACUUUGUCUGCACUGAAUUGGAUCUUGUAACGUGUGGGAUCCAGAUGUACUAUGAAGUUGGAGUGGUUAAAAAGUUCCAGGUCCCUCAGGAGGUCUUGGUGAGAUUCAUGUACUCAGUCAGCAAAGGCUACAGAAGAAUCACCUACCACAACUGGCGCCAUGGCUUCAAUGUUGGGCAAACCAUGUUCACUUUACUCACGACAGGCAAACUAAAGCGGUAUUACACCGAUUUGGAGGUUAUGGCCAUGAUCACUGCCGGCUUCCUGCAUGAUAUCGACCACAGAGGCACAAAUAAUCUCUACCAAGUGAAGUCCCAAAAUCCUCUAGCCAAGCUACAUGGAUCCUCCAUUCUAGAGAGGCAUCACUUGGACUUUGGCAAAUUCUUGUUAGGCGACGAGACAUUAAACAUCUUCCAGAACCUCAACAGAAGACAAACGGAGCAUGUCUUCCACCUCAUUGACAUUGCCAUUAUUGCAACUGAUCUUGCAUUGUACUUCAAAAAGAGAACAAUGUUCCAGAAAAUUGUGGAUCUCUCUGAGACAUAUGAAGAUCAGAAGAAAUGGGUGGACUUCAUGUCUCUUGAAACAACAAGGAAAGAAAUUGUAAUGGCCAUGAUGAUGACAGCAUGUGACCUCUCAGCUAUCGCAAAACCAUGGGAGGUACAGAGCAAGGUCGCCCUCUCUGUAGCAGCUGAAUUCUGGGAGCAGGGUGAUCUUGAGAGGACUGUUCUUGAGCAACAACCUAUCCCCAUGAUGGACAGGAACAAAGCCGCAGAGCUGCCAAAGCUUCAGUGUGGUUUUAUCGAUUUUGUCUGUACUUUUGUCUACAAGGAAUUCUCUCGUUUUCACCACGAGAUCCAGCCCAUGCAUGAUGGCAUUCUGAACAACCGGAUGCAUUGGAAAGAGAGGCAGGAGGAAUAUGAGGCAAAACUAAAGGCAAUGGAGGAGGCAGCUAAGGCCAGACAGGAAGCAGCUACCAAAAAUGCUGCAAAUUCCAACAGCACCAGUGGAUCAGGAUCAGGAUCCAAGACCUGCUCUAUCUGCUAGAGAAAAGACGACGUUACAGAGGGCAAGGCAGUUUGAGAUAUAGUACAAUGCAUUGGAAAGAGAGGCAGGAAGAAUAUGAGGCAAAACUAAAGGCAAUGGAGGAGAGACAGGAAGCAACCAGACAGGAAGCAGCUGGCA